AUGGCCCGCGGCAACUCCCCCCAAACCCAAGUCUUCUACAAGGGCAGCUCCGGCGACCAAUUCUGCAUCUUCGUCGACUCGGUAGAGCAGCUCCAGAAAUGGAAGGCUGAUAGCACGAUUCCCAUGGUCGACGUUGUUGCUGGAUGGAAAGUGCUCGUUCCUGAACACGGCAAGCAGGGCGUGCUCAACACCGCUAGCAAGCAGCAGCUUGAGAACGAGUUUGGCAAGGAUGCCAAAGAGGAUGACAUCUUUAAGAAGAUCCUACAGGAGGGUAGUGUGCAGAGCUCUGAGGUAUGUUGUGUCCUGUUCCUAAGCCAGAUCUUUUAUCUCGCAAACGUAAUGAAGAGCGCGAUUGCUAAUACAUGUGUUAAACAGAACUCCGAGCGCAUCGGCGUCACCAACGAGUCUCAGGGCGGACGUCAAGCCCACUAA
This is a messenger RNA of Alternaria rosae, 432 nucleotides long. Its product is annotated as ribosome maturation protein. The record is from RefSeq and is a predicted model, not a curated record. Lineage: Eukaryota; Fungi; Ascomycota; Dothideomycetes; Pleosporales; Pleosporaceae. Bases 1 to 432 code for a protein of 143 amino acids. The transcript has a single exon.